Zychaea mexicana is the source of this 783-nucleotide messenger RNA. RefSeq lists its product as uncharacterized. The record is from RefSeq and is a predicted model, not a curated record. The transcript has a single exon. The coding region runs from base 1 to 783 and encodes 260 amino acids. NCBI's taxonomy places the organism in Eukaryota, Fungi, Mucoromycota, Mucoromycetes, Mucorales, Lichtheimiaceae.
AUGGUCAGAAACGACAACAAUUGUAUAUCCGAGUCUAAAGAAGAAGAGGAAGAAGAAGGCCCGAUGGAUACGGUCGACUUGACCAAGCAGCAACAACAACAACAACAGUCCAAUGAUAAUGACAGCAAACCUUUAUCUCACCAUGGAAAUAACAACGACAACGAUGCAGCGGAAACACUUGACAUUGAAGCGAUGGCAGCUGCUAUUACAGCAGCAGUACAAAGCAGUGGCCGAGGGACAUCCUCUAUGGCACUCGGCAACGCAUCCAUUAUUCCUAACCGAGCGAGAAGUCAAAGUGAAAGCACUCGAACCCCAGCGAGAAAUAAUGUGAACAACAAGUUACCACCACGAGUCAUACCCCAGGAUGCCAUGGCACCACGACCUAAACGUAGCAGUAGUAUGAGCAGUCAACACAGUUUACCACCUUCAUUUACGUCCUCCUCCUCCUCAUCAACAUCAACACGAACACGAUCCUCAUCAUCAGCAUCCUCAUCGUCAAGGCAUUACUCGGCUCGGUUUUCUUGGUUGGUUGGACAUUCACAAAACAAUAGUAACAGUAACAGUAACACGAUUGACACCCAACGUCAACAGCAAGAAACAAUUGUUGAAGAAAGCUCAGAAGAUCCUUCGGUGGAUGAUGGCCGUAAUGAGUUACUGUAUCGAGGCAUUCGUGUCAAGGAAAUGAAGACGACGCUCAAGACAAUGGUGAUCCCCCAUGAAGUCGAGAAUCCAAUGCCCAAAGUAGAGCUGCAGCGACCUGGUUUUGCUCGCAUUAAUUAUUAG